Messenger RNA from Effrenium voratum, 4537 nucleotides. NCBI's taxonomy places the organism in Eukaryota, Dinophyceae, Suessiales, Symbiodiniaceae. The record is from the annotation of a GenBank genome assembly.
AACGAGAAACCCAAUUCCGGCUGCAUUUGAAAGAACGCCCACCACGUGGUGGUUUCCGCCUUUGGCACGGGGGCAAAUAGGGGCCAGGCCAGAGGAGACUUGGGAGGCUGAGCGACCCUGAGCGGGAGCAAUGGCAUUGUAGAUGGCGGAGGAGGGGCAGGGCAAAGAGCCUUUGCGCCGGCGGCUGCGGCAGGCAAGCCAGCGGCGGGGCGCCUUUGACAAGCUUCCAGGGCCCAGCGCGCAAACCGACCACGACAGCGAGGUUCGCGUGACCCGGACGGGCUCCAAAAACAGCCAUCUCAGUGCGGACAGCGGCGGAACUAUCAGCCGCCAGAGCUCCCUGGACCCCACCGCUUUUCAGGAGGAGCUGUCCAGGGAUGCCUCAGCGCGGAAGAGGCCCUCGCAAAUUUCAGUGGUCCACGAUCGUUUGGACAAGCAGAUCACGGACUUGCCAGCGGGAGCGAGAAGCUCCAGGCGCAUCGAGGCGGCGCCGCUGACGCCGGAGAGGGCGCUGGCGGCUCUGCCCAUCUUCCAACACUGUCGGGAGGCCUUCAUCAAUUUGCUGGCGGCUGGUGGGGAACAGGUGCUGGUGAAGCCAGGCGAGUUCCGAGAUCUCCGAGGUCAGGCGGCGGGACCUGGCGAUCAGCAGGGCAAGGUGGCCACAGCCGUGGUGGUCCUCAGUGGCACCUUCCGCCUGGAGAUCUCGAACAUAGCCGUCGAGAGCCUGAGUGCGGGUCAGGCCUUUGGCUUCGGCGACUUGCUAGCGGCAGGCUCGGAGAGUUAUGCGCAGCGCGCCAUUGUUUCCGCGGUCUCUUUGAGGGCCAUGGCCCCCAAAUCUGAGCUUGCCGCCAAGGGCCGGCCGGAGCGGAAUAGCAGCAUCCGCCCUCCAUGCAGCUACUUCAUGCUGCGUGCCAGCACUUUGCGCCGCGGGCUGCAGCAGUUCCCUGCAGUGCAGGCGAUCAUGCAGCCUUACAUGGGCGCAGGCGUGGACUUCACAAAGCCCUUGCUGGAGAAACUCCAGUGCAAUGAUGCGGCGAAAGUCCUUCUGGCCCGCAGUUCUACGAGGCAUGCCUUCUGUGCGGGGGAAACCGUGGUGACGCAGGGCAGGAGGAAGUACGAGGGGGUGAUCCUGCUACUGCGUGGGUGCCUGUCCGUGCAAAUCGACGGCGUGGAGGCGCGGCGCAUCCAAGAAGGAGAGGUGCUGGGUGAGGAGAUGCUCAUGAAUGUGACAUCCAAGUGGAGGUACAGCCUUUGCUGCUUGAGCUUCUGUGACCUCGUGGUGUUGCACCGCCGUCCCUUCGUUGCGCUGGUGCGGGAGGCAAAGCCGCUGAGCUCCUCGGAGGAGGGUUUGGAGUGCCAGCGCCUGAAGCUGUUGCUCGAGGGCCCCUGGCGCCAGGACCAAGUCAUUGUGUCACUUCCGCUGUUCCACGGCUUCAGCAGCGACGUAUUGAGUGUGCUCCCACAGCUCAUGGAAACCCGCGUGGUGCUGCCGGGUCAGAAGAUCUGGGACUCCUCCCCUGAGGAGCGGUCGCUCUUCCUGCUGCUGCACGGCACGGCAGAGGAGAUCAUCACGACCUUCAAGAAGCGGAGGGCGUCCCAAGUGCAGUCACGACGCACAUCUGCGGCCACUGCGGAACUCGUGCGCACGCACACGCGCGCCUUGUGCGCUGGGGCCUGCGAAGGUGGGUCCAGCCUUCUAGGCCUGCGACAGGUGGGUCAAGUCCAGGUGCUCGCCCGUACCAUCGCGGUGGCCGCAGUGCUGCAUCGCCCAGUAUUUCUGCAUUUGUUGCACAAGCACAAUGUCACCAUACAGGCACCAGAAAUGCUGAGCCUUUUGAGUCAGGAGCUGGAUCAAGACGAGCCGGAAGAGAAGCUGCCCACCGUGGAAACGCUGGAGAGCGCCCUGCCCAUCCUGCGGGGCUUGGAUGAGGCCUUUAUGGCAUCCAUCCUUCGUGGGGGCAGCAGCUGCUUCUACAUGGAAGGCCAGCAGCUUUGUCCUCCCCACAUGCCCUCCGAGUCCCUUUUCGUGGUGAUCCGCGGGGAGAUUUGCACCAGCAUGGCUGGCAUCCCUUUGGAAAGGUACCGCCAGGGGCAGGCGCUGCAUAUCCUGGCGCUGGCCGGGGGCUUCGUGCCCUCCUUCGAGAGUCGCUGCCUGCGGCUCAGCGAGGUUUGGGCGCUGCCGCGGGAGGUGCUGAUGACCUCCUUGGACCACUACCCCUCCAUGAAGCGGAUCCUGGCUGCUCUGACGGCCAUGCAAGUUUCCAGGCUGACCACCGUGGCUGGCUCACUGCCGGGCACAGAUUCCCCUCUGUCGGGGUCCACAUCGCCCAAGUCGCCUCAGUCCCCGAAAGCCAACCGCAAGUCUGUGGUGCAGCAAAUGCUGGGUAGCGUAACGCUUACGCAAGAUGACGUCACGCCCAUCGAUCUGGUGACAGUGCCGCUCUUCGCGGGGGCGUGCUUCGAUCUGCUACGCUGGGUCCAAGAGAACUUGGAGCCCAGGAUCUUCUUCUCAGAUGAGACGCUGUUUUGCGAAGGCGACAAAUCCGAUUGCUUCUACAUUGUGUGCAAGGGCAUGGUGUGCUUGGAAAGCUCCGGCGGCUCGCAGGUGACCUACACCAAAGGCGCCUCGUUUGGGGAGGCGCACUUGCUUGGAGUGUCGGAAGGAGCGCGCGCUACUGCGGUUUGCCUGGAGACAUCUUUGAUCCAGGUGCUACAUCGCCGUGUGUUCCUUCAAUGCCUCAAGCGGUUCCCUUCCGAGGUGCAACGCUUUGAUCACCUGGCCGUCAAGUGGCUGGAUGCCUUGGAUGGCAACGCCAUGACGUCAGUGCCCAUGCUGCAGGGCUGCUCGGAAGGCUUCCUGCAGCAGUUGGCUCAGCGCACCACCACGCGCCUGCUGCACAAGGGAGCAUACCUGGUCGAGAAAAAUGCGUUGCGAGGCUCGCUUUGCCUCAUCCGCUGCGGCUCGGCUUCCACUGAGGAUCAUCCUCCCAGUUCGCCCACCCCUCCAGAUGAUCAGUCCUCGUCCUCUUCGAGUUCGGAUUCCCCGGAAAAGCGCUACAGCAAAUGGGACGUGGUGAACGCAGAGUUGGUCCUGGGCCUCGAGAUCCGUGCGCCCCACACGGUCAAAGCGGACGGGCUUUUGGCCAUCACAGAGAUUCAGGACACGGAUUUCAUCAACAUCCUGCAGGCGUUUCCGGACGAGGUGCCCGGCUUGGUGGCGAGGCUCUCCGGGCUGUGGCCCCAAAAGGCAGAGCAGGUGCCCUUCCUGAGCGGCAUGAGCCAAGCUCACUUCAGCCGACUGAUGCAGGAGGCCAAGUGGGACAUGAUCAUGGCCGACCGCACGGUGGUGAGGCAAGGCAAGGAGGGCGAUGCCUUACACCUGCUGUGCUACGGUAUCGCCGUGCGGGCGGUGGACGAUGUGGUCCUUGGAAAGCCCAUAGCGCCCGGGGAGGUCAUCAAUCGUGCCAAUUUCCUGGGGCUCGCCCAUCGCUACCCCGUCACUAUUCGCACGCAGACCGUGUGCCACUUCCGCACACUGAGACACACGCAGCUCCAGAAGCUGCUGGAGUCCCAGUUGACCUUGCGGGAGUGGUUUGAGCUGGCCAAGGUGCAGGCGCGGAAUUUUUCGGAGUACGACCAUGCGCAGAAGAAGGUGGCGAUCUUCCGGGCGAAGAUGAGGCGGCGCACGGAGCAAGCCUUCAACAAGCACGUCCAAUUCAUGCACGCCAACCGAGCAAGGGCACAAGGCGCAACGGCCUCCAAGGCGAGGCACUUGGUGGAGAAGUUCCUUUGCAGCAGGACGCAAGAUGGCCCAAGCCACAGCGAGGACUGGGCGGCCUUGCAGGACGUUUACAGCGUGAUGAGGCGCCAGCCGCAGCAGCUCGGCCUGCCCACCUCCAGCCAGGAUGGCAAAGACGUGGAGCUACUCAGUGCGCUGUCUGGCUGCACCAGCGCACACGAGGAGGCAGAGCUGAUGACGCAGCACAGGGCCCCGCGGGUGCCAACUGCCAGCUCCAGCGUGGUUCUGAUCAAGCAGCGGCUGCCUUCGAUGAAAGGCAACUGGAGCGUGCAGAACGGGGAUUUGCACCAGAUCCAGGGUGCGAUCCACGCCUUUUGCCGGCAGAAAGAGAAGGAGAACUUGAAGGGUCGACUGCUUCGCAUCAUGCGGAACAACUACGAGACGGGCAAUGCCACGCUGGAUGAGGAUGAGGAAUUGGAGUCAGAGAGUGAGGAGAUCUCACAGGAGGUUGCAGAGGUCGUGGAGGAGCCCCAGCGCCGGAAGCCUCCCAGGCUAAACCGGGAGGAGCUCCAGAAGUUGGAUCAGCUGCUGCCCGCGCUGCCGCCCAAGGCGGACAGCCAGGACGCGGCCAAGUCCCUGCACACCUCGCUGGGGCAAGCGCUGCACCGGAAGUUUCAGCGCCUCACCAAGGUGACCUCCAAGCGCAAGGUGUGAGGGCUUUGUACACAGUGAGCAUCGAGGCCUUUAUGUGGGCCUGUUGUUGGAAAAAAAAGGCGAGCCUUUUGAUUUUGGUGUGGG